Messenger RNA from Delphinapterus leucas (beluga whale), 2813 nucleotides. RefSeq names its product docking protein 2 (gene DOK2). Gene Ontology annotation, cellular component: cytoplasm. Gene Ontology annotation, biological process: Ras protein signal transduction; cell surface receptor protein tyrosine kinase signaling pathway; positive regulation of MAPK cascade. Lineage: Eukaryota; Metazoa; Chordata; Mammalia; Artiodactyla; Monodontidae. The record is from RefSeq and is a predicted model, not a curated record.
UAGGGCAGAGAGGAGAGAAAGAGGGCGGGAGUGGAAGCAGAGAACUGAAGCUCAGGGGCCCAGGAUGGUGGGAAGAUGGAGGACGUGGCGGUGAAGCAGGGCUUCCUGUACCUCCAGCAGCAGCAGACUUUUGGGAAGAAAUGGCGCCGGUUCGGGGCGGCGCUGUACGGAGGGUCGGGCUGCGCCCUGGCCCGGCUGGAGCUCCAGGAGGGCCCGGAGAAGCCUCGCCGGGGAGAGGCCCCCCGGAGGGUCAUCCGCCUCAGUGACUGCCUGCGGGUGGCUGAGGCCGGAGGGGAGGCCAGCAGCCCCCGGGAUACCAGCACCUUCUUCCUGGAGACUACGGAGCGCCUGUACGCACUGGCGGCCCCCACUGCAGAGCGGGGUGACUGGAUACAGGCCAUCUGCCUCCUGGCCUUCCCCGGCCAGAGGAAGGAGCUGAAGGGGAAGGGCGGCCUGCCCCGCAUGGAGGAGAAUGAAUUGUACAGCAGUGCGACCACAGGGGCCCCCUGCAAGGAGUUUGCUGUGACCGUGAGACCCACAGAAGCCAGUGAGAGGUGCCGGCUCUGGGGAUCCUACACCCUCCGGGCCGGGGAGAGUGCCCUGGAGCUGUGGGGCGGCCCUCAGUUGGGCACCCAGCUGUAUGAAUGGCCCUACAGGUUCCUGCGGCGCUUUGGGCGGGACAAGGCAACCUUUUCCUUUGAGGCAGGCCGGCGCUGCAUCUCAGGGGAGGGCAACUUUGAGUUUGAAACCCGGCAAGGCAAUGAGAUCUUCCUGGCCUUGGAAGAGGCCAUCUCUGCCCAGAAGAACGCCUCCCCUCCUGGGCCCCCAACCCAGCCAGUCCCCAACCCUGCGGUGCUGCCCCGGCCGGAGAGUCCCUACUCCCGACCCCACGACUCACUCCCACCACUAUCGCCCACCGUCCGGGUUCCUGCCCCCCGGCUGCAGCGGGGCCCAGAGGGGGAGUACGCGGUGCCCUUCGAUGCAGUGGCACAGAACCUGGGGAAGAGCUUGAGGGGCAUCCUGGCCGUCCCUCCCCAGGCCCCGGCCGACCCUCUGUACGAGAGCAUCGAGGAGCACCCGCCCUCCCGACACGACCACAUAUACGAUGAGCCUGAGGGGGUGGCCGCCCUGUCCCUGUAUGACAGCCCACAGGAGCUCCGGGGUGAGGCCUGGAGGGGGCAAGCCGCAGCUGACAGGGACCCCAGCGGCCUCCAGCAUGUCUACCCAGCGGGACAGGACUUUGCUGCCUCUGGCUGGCCACAGGGGACUGAGUAUGACAAUAUCAUGGUACUUAAGAAAGGCCCAAAGUGAUGGAGGGUGGAGGAGAUGCGGACUCCAUCAGCUGCCAGGGCUGAAGUGGUCCUGUGCACGCUGGGCCGGGCUUAGAGCCUGGUGAGAAGGCGGGGGGGCAGGUGGGCCUCCCCUUCUAGCUUCUGCUGCGACUCCUCCUGGCCACCGCAUCCCAGGAACCUCCCUCUGCUCCUUCCACAACCCUAGUCUUGGCCGCCUUAGUCUGGCCUGAGGAGUUGUCCCUCCCAGGGCCAGCUGGGUGAGUCACCAUCCCAAAGCAGGAAGAGUACCCUGAAGAGAUCCACACUUCUCCUACCCCUUUUCCACUUCCUCUUCCCCCCGCCCCCCACCGGCCUAAAUGGAACCUCCAGAUUUAGGGCAGAGGACAAAAGGAUGUCAGCAAGUCGCCCUGGCUCCUUGGCUUGUGCAGGCCACCUGUCUGCUGGUGUCCCCUUCAGGGGACAUCCGUGGCUCCGGGCAGCCUGGAGGAUGGCUGCAGCUUCCUGCAGGUUUUGGACUUCUCUGUGGCAUAAACAUUUCUGAAAUAUUUCUGUGCGGCAUGAGUGUAUGGGGGGGGGAUGGGACAGGCACAGCCCUGCUGGGGGUGAAUGCUUCAACCAGCCACCACUGACACCUCCUCUCCCAGCAGCAAAGUCCUCUCUGGGCCUAAGCUCCAACCCAAGCGUCAUCUACCCACAGAGGUAGAAGUCUGUGCAAGUCAGGGUGCCCCAGGAAAGAUCUUCAAGCAUCUCUAACCCUUUGCUGGGGUAGGGUCAACACCAGAAAAAUAGCGGGGAAGCUGUGUGUGUGUGUGUGUGUGUGUGUGUGAGAGUAAACCUGGACUGGAAGAUAGGCAAGAGUUGAGCCUCUUCAGCGUUAGAAAUGGAACUACUCCCACUCAAUCCCUUGCCUUCCUGAGACUUGCCCUCUUCGCCUGUAAACUGAGGGGGUUCCUCCAUGUAGGCACUGAGAACCCUUCCUGCUCUGAACUUCCCCAUUGGCCCUUGUAUCCCAUUUCCCCACAGGCAGGCUCUGUGCUGUCUCCUCUCAUCAAAACCCGCUCCCAUGGAAAGGGAUGUCAGUAUGUUUCUGCUACAGGCCAACUCAGCCAAUAUUAUGGGGCACUGCGUGUAAGGCCUGCCCUGGCCUCAUGAUGCUUACAGUCUAGAGGAGGCUGAGAUGGGGGCACACAUGUCUAUCACAAAAGGUGGACAUAAGUGCCACAAGAUGUGAAUCAAGGCCUUGGGGAUCAAGGGACAUAGCUGUUUGUUGGGGGACCAAGAAAGUUUUCAUAUCGAAGGUGGCAUUUAAGGUGGACCUUCAAGGGUGGGAAGCAAUGUGAAAAGAGCAUCCCAGGUAGAAGAACGUGAAUGGAGGUGUAGGGGGAGGUACGUAUACACUCAGGAAAGACUUCUACAUUAAGAAUGGAGGGGACAUGGGACAAUCUAGUUGGGAAGGCAGAUCCUAACCGUGAUGUGGAGGAAUUUGUACCUAAUUAAAGGGGAAGGAGGAAUGACAAAGUC